Messenger RNA from Mercenaria mercenaria, 465 nucleotides. RefSeq lists its product as uncharacterized. The transcript has a single exon. Lineage: Eukaryota; Metazoa; Mollusca; Bivalvia; Venerida; Veneridae. The record is from RefSeq and is a predicted model, not a curated record. Bases 1 to 465 code for a protein of 154 amino acids.
AUGACACCUAUCCUAAAACGUAGAAAGGACAAGGAGAAACUAGCCAGCUAUCCCCAUAUACUUCUCACCAGCACAAUGGGAAAGACAAUGGAAAGCAUCAUAAACCAGCACAUAAAGUGGAACUUGGAAGCUAAUAAUAUCUUGGCCCACCAAAAGGCUGGCUUCAGGUCAUUCCGGUCAACAGAGGAUCAAACAACAUAUGUUGCACAAGAAAUCGAAAAUGCCUUUCAGGAAAAAAAGGUUACUCUAGUAACAUGGGUAGACCUUCAGAGAGCAUUUUACAAGGUAUGGGUGGAUGAUACUCUGGUGAAACUACAGAGAAAUGGUGUUGGAGGCACCAUAUACAGAUCGAUGAAGUCCUAUCUCUUCAACCGAAGGACAAGAGUUAACCUUGAUGGAACCUCUUGUACUCUCUCCUACUCUCUUUCUUCUCUUUCUUCUCUUUCUCAACGAUCUGUUGGCUGA